CAGACAUGUAUCAUUAUUUUUACAUGCGUAGAGAUGGAAGAAGCAAAGCACACAGGAACAGAAGCAUCUAGCUGCGUUACAAGAAUUCAUAGCGGGUGUAGUGCGUUAGCGCCUGUCACCAAGGAACAAGCGCCAUCUGUGGAGAAGAGGGCAGACGACGCAGACGGCGCCGACGUGACAAUCGACACGGCUACAUACGCAGUAGCACUCCUCAAGCACUCGACCCUCAACACAUCACGGCUAUUGUUAUGGCUCUGGCGCAGUCCAACACUCGCGGAGGGCCACAGGCCUUUGAAGCACAACAACGGCGACUGGACUUCGCGAGCGUGAAACAGGCCUGUCCAAAGGGCAUCUAUCUCACGCCCACACCUCGCGACCCGCACGUCUGGCAGGGUGUGUUGUUCGUCCGCAAAGGGCCCUAUACUCCCGCAAUCCUGAAGUUCUCCCUGCUCCUUGCCGCCGACAAGCCUCCCACCAUUACCAUCUCCACCGACAUUUUUCACCCCUUGGUCACCCCUCUGACCACAUACACGUACACCACGAGCGACACGGGUGCCGAUACUGUCCAUGCCACCGAUGACGAGCGCCUCCCGCCAGGAGGCUUCAGCUUGCGACACGGCUUUCCGAAAUGGUUUGGACGCAACAAGCCGAGGCCUUCGUCUCAGAUUGGCUCGACCGAAGAAUCAACAUCGACAGCAGAGCACUCACAACCGUCGUACGGUCCUCUUGCCAUAGUGCAGAUCUUGUUCUACAUGCGGAGCACAUUCGACACUGCUGAAGUACUCGACAAAGUACCGCUAGAGGCGGCUGGCAAUCCAGGCGCAUGGCAUGCAUGGCAGACCCAUAGAGCGCGAGUCAUUGGCACGACACCCCUCUCUGCAACACCAGAAGAUGGAAAGAGCCCCGCAUCCCCCACCUUACGUCAACAACCCGGAGGUGCGAGAAGGCCUGGCCAAUGGAAUUGGGAGGGUGUUUGGGAAGAAAGAGUCAAGAAAGGUGUCCAGGCGAGCAUAUCGCAACACACUUUGUUCGGUGGCGCCGCCUCAACCGAUGAUCUGAUCAACUUCUUAAAUGUUGACACAGAAUCGAUUGAUGUUCCUUGGAACAAAGACGACGAAGCCAAUGACAGUCUUGUCGCCUGAUCUGCUUCUGUAGCGAGUGGUGACCUAGGCAAAUAUUUGGUUCCCAACAAUUUUCUACUGCCAACUUCAUGCUUUUCUAGAACUUCGGCCGUAAGUGAUCGGUCUGAUACAUCUCGAAGAUGAAAUGUUCAAGCUCCAAAUUGCUUUUGUUCGAGAGUAGGUAGUGGUAGGCAUCUACAUGGCAGUCGCACUUGCCUUUGCCGGACUUUCACAUGACACGUCAUGGGGUCAAUAGCAAGCUUGCAUCUCAACGUAUCCUGAUACCAGUCUUGUAUCAACGAGCAAUUUCCAGUUUUGUUAUAUUUUCCAUCGCUUCAAUUGGAUAACGGUGGUAUACUCCGCCUUC
This is a messenger RNA of Aureobasidium pullulans EXF-150, 1488 nucleotides long. RefSeq lists its product as uncharacterized. Bases 249 to 1142 code for a protein of 297 amino acids. The transcript is spliced from 4 exons. NCBI's taxonomy places the organism in Eukaryota, Fungi, Ascomycota, Dothideomycetes, Dothideales, Saccotheciaceae. The record is from RefSeq and is a predicted model, not a curated record.